This is a messenger RNA of Tripterygium wilfordii, 576 nucleotides long. RefSeq names its product agamous-like MADS-box protein AGL29. The transcript has a single exon. Lineage: Eukaryota; Viridiplantae; Streptophyta; Magnoliopsida; Celastrales; Celastraceae. Bases 1 to 576 code for a protein of 191 amino acids. The record is from RefSeq and is a predicted model, not a curated record. Gene Ontology annotation, molecular function: DNA-binding transcription factor activity, RNA polymerase II-specific; RNA polymerase II cis-regulatory region sequence-specific DNA binding; protein dimerization activity. Gene Ontology annotation, biological process: regulation of transcription by RNA polymerase II.
AUGGGAAGGAAGAGAACGAUUCCAUUGCACGAGCGCGACAAGAAGUCCAUCAGUGUCACCUACUCGAAGCGGCGCAAGACUCUUUUUACUAAGGCAGCAGAGACGUCCUUACAAUAUCAAAUCCCAAUCGCAGUACUGGUUUCUUCGGCAGGACAGAGACAGCGCCUCAAGUUCUGCGGGUUCGGGAAUCCUUCCGUCGACGAUGUGCUGAAUUCUUAUCUUGGCAGUGGCAGCAAAGGCGCCAUGAAAAUCGAUGAUCGCGCGAAGGCUUUGUGGGAGGAGGUGAAUGGAUUGGAAGUUGAAGUGAAGAAUAUGAGAGAGAGAGAAAAGAAGGGGGAAGGAAGUGAUCAUGGUGGAGAUGAUCAAUGGUGGUUGAGAGAUAUUGAAAUUAUGGGUUUGGAUGAGUUGUGUGAAUUCGCUAAUCGAUUAGAGAAACUCAAGGAGGAUGUAAGGGUUAGGCUAGAGAGUGAUUCUAAUACUGGUGAUUUUUCUGGUAUGGUCGAUGAUGGUGAGGCCAAGAAUGAGAAUGUGGAGGAGGUUAUUAUGGAUUGGUACUGGAAGCCAUUGCUCGCAUAA